AUGAGAACUCUGUUUAUAUUGGCAGCAUUCGUUGUAAACGGUCAGUUUCCCUAGUUAUUAUCGAUUUAUUGAUUGACCUUAUCAUUUUUCAGAUGUCUUGUCUCAAGCUCAGGCGCCCCCAUUUGAUGACAGUCAUGUUAAGAAUGCAGAAACAUAUAAUGAUUUGAUGUACAAUCCUGCCAAAGAUAUUCCAUUACAGGAUACAAAUUAUCGUGAUAUUGCUGGCUUGAAAUACCCGGAAAUUAUCGUAUGUUGAGAAAAAUUCGAAAACCACAAACGAAACGUAUCUUUUUUUUUGCAGACUUUGAAUGGUAAUGAUGAACAUCACAUUUUUGUUGGAGACAAACAUAAUGCGGCUGUUUUGCAAGUCGCUCAGAAGAAAAGAUGA
Messenger RNA from Caenorhabditis angaria, 388 nucleotides. Lineage: Eukaryota; Metazoa; Nematoda; Chromadorea; Rhabditida; Rhabditidae. The record is from the annotation of a GenBank genome assembly.